AUGAGAUGGCAUAAAGAAAGACGAAUUGAUGAUGGUGAAUAUUUGCGUCAUCCGGCCGAUUCUAAGGCUUGGAAGGAUUUUGAUCAAGAGUUUCCAUGGUUUGCUAAUGAUGCACGAAAUGUUAGGCUUGGUUUAGCUUCGGAUGGAUUCAACCCAUUUGGUAAUAUGGAUAAUUCUUAUGGCAUGUGGCCUGUUAUAUUAAUCCCUUAUAAUUUACCGCCAUGGAUGUGUAUGAAGGAUCCAUUCUUUAUGCUAACAUUACUUAUACCUGGCCCUAAAGCACCUGGAAGAGAUAUUGAUGUUUAUUUGCAACCUUUAAUUGAAGAUCUCAUAGAACUAUUGGAAAUAGGUGUGACAACAUAUGAUGCUUGUUCUUUAACAAAUUUUCAAUUACAUGCUUCUAUCAUGUGGACUAUAAAUGAUUUUUCAACUCAUGGCAACUUGUCUGGAUGGUCUACUAAAGGAUACAUGGCUUGCCCAGUUUGCAAUGAUGACCCAUGUUCUGUUAGAUUAAGGAGUAAGUUGGGAUAUAUAGGCCAUCGUCGUUUCUUGCCCACUAAUCACACAUGGAGGCGAAGCAAGAAGUUUAAUGGGAAAGUGGAGAGUCGAAGUGCCCCUUUGGAGUUAUCAGGUGAGGAUGUGUUAAGGCAACUACAUGAAAUAAGUGACAGUCCAUUUGGUAAGCAUCCAAACAAAAGAAAAAGGAAACAAAAUCUUGAAGACCUUAACUGGUGUAAAAAAAGUAUAUUCUUCAAGCUGCCUUAUUGGGAAAAAUUGAAAUUAAGGCACAAUCUUGAUGUUAUGCAUAUUGAGAAAAACAUAUGUGAUAAUAUCAUUGGAACUUUGCUAAAUAUUGAUGGGAAAAAUAAUGACACUUUGAAAGCAAGACAAGAUUUAGAUGAUAUGAAUAUUAGGAAGGAAUUGCAUUUGGUUAAGAAAUCAAAUGGAUCAUAUGAAGUUCCACAUCCAUGUUAUAUGUUGACAAGAGAAGAGAGAUUGAAAUUUGCAGAAUUUUUGAAGUUUAUAAAGUUUCCAGAUGGUUAUGCUUCUAAUAUCUCUAGGUGUGUGAAUGCUGAUGGUAAACUUAUGGGUUUAAAAAGCCAUGACUGCCAUGUUUUAUUACAAAGAGUAUUACCUGUUGGAGUGCGUGGAAGCUUAGAAAAAGAAGUUACUACUGUGUUAUCUGAAUUAGGGGAUUUCUUUAGGAAGUUGUGUUGUAAGACCUUAAAGCUGGCAGAUUUAGAUGUCCUACGCAAUGAUAUUGUUAUCAUACUUUGUAAGUUUGAGAUGAUUUAUCCACCGGCUUUCUUCGAUGUCAUGGUACAUCUAGCAAUUCACCUUCCACAAGAAGCUGCCCUAGGUGGACCAGUACAAUUUAGAUGGAUGUUUAUGAUUGAAAGGUUCUUAGGCUCACUUAAACAUUAUGUGAGAAAUAAAGCUCAUCCAGAAAGAUCAAUUGCUGAGGGUUAUGUUGCAAAUGAAUGCUUGACUUUUCUUUCUCUAUACCUUAAUGGAGUAGAGACUCGUUUCAACAAACCAGAUAGAAAUAAUGAUAGACAAGAAACACAUGAUGGGUUGUCAAUAUUUUCACAUAAGGUUCGUUCGUUUGGUGCUUGGAACUAUGAAAAAUUAACCAAGGAAGAACUUAAUAAGGUUGAAUGGGGUUUACUUGAGAAGGGAAGUUUGACUAAUGUCAAUGACAGACAUAAGAUGAAGUUCCCAAAGUGGUUUAGGGAGAAGGUAUUCCAAUUACAUAAUGCACAUGCAACUAAAGCUAUGGAUGACUUAUACUCACUAGCUUGUGGACCUCAACUGUGUGUUCGAAAAUAUGCAUCUUGCAUAGUGAAUGGAGUUAGAUUCCAUACAAAAGAUCGUGAUAGUCGUCAUAAAACUCAAAAUUGUGGAAUUUCUGUGCAAGGAAAUCAUGAAAAUGAAUUGAUUGAUUUUUAUGGUGUGUUAAACGAUGUAAUUGAGUUGGAAUACAUUAAAGGAUACCGCAUUGUUCUUUUCAAAUGUGAUUGGUUUGAUAUUGGAAAAAGGUCAUUUAUUCAACAUGAUGGGAUAUUUACUAGCAUUAAAGUUUCAAGCUUUUGGUAUAAAAAUGAUCCAUAUGUUUUAGCUUCUCAAGCAAAGCAAGUCUUCUACCUAAAUGAUCCAAAGUUUGGAUUAAAUUGGCGAGUUGUUCAACAAUUUCAACAUAGACAUAUUUAUGAUGAAAAUGAAGUUGAUAGUAUACCAGAUGAUAAAGAUGACACACUUGAUAAUAAUGAUGUUUAUCAAGACAAUGAGAUGGUAUCUAGUAAUGGCAUAACUGUUGGACUAUCUGAUGACAUUUCUACAUCCUUGCAUAGAGUAGAUGUAGAAUCACACAUUGUGAAAGCUAUUAUUGUGCCAUCCGAAAGAAUUGAAGUUGAAGAAGAUUUUGUAAUAUCAGAUGAUGAAGAUGAAUCUCCUAUUGAGUAUGAUAGUAAUGAGGAAGAAAUGAAUGAUGAUUCUGAUGAAAUUGAAGAUUCAUAA
Messenger RNA from Ipomoea nil (Japanese morning glory), 2517 nucleotides. RefSeq lists its product as uncharacterized. The transcript is spliced from 4 exons. Lineage: Eukaryota; Viridiplantae; Streptophyta; Magnoliopsida; Solanales; Convolvulaceae. The record is from RefSeq and is a predicted model, not a curated record. The coding region runs from base 1 to 2517 and encodes 838 amino acids.